This is a messenger RNA of Chenopodium quinoa (quinoa), 1403 nucleotides long. Its product is annotated as protein-S-isoprenylcysteine O-methyltransferase B-like. Gene Ontology annotation, biological process: C-terminal protein methylation. The transcript is spliced from 2 exons. Gene Ontology annotation, molecular function: protein C-terminal S-isoprenylcysteine carboxyl O-methyltransferase activity. Lineage: Eukaryota; Viridiplantae; Streptophyta; Magnoliopsida; Caryophyllales; Amaranthaceae. The coding region runs from base 356 to 967 and encodes 203 amino acids. The record is from RefSeq and is a predicted model, not a curated record. Gene Ontology annotation, cellular component: membrane; endoplasmic reticulum.
CAAAGAUUCAAAAUAGUGAAAAAAGUCAAAGGUGUCGAUUAUAAGAGGUUUUCAGUCACUUGUUUCAUCGUUUUAUAAGGAUCUUCCACUCAAUUAGUCACUUAAUCUACUUCGCUUUUUCUCUGUUUAUUUUAUUAACAUUAUUGCAAAAAAUCAGCUACCAGAAAGUUGAUGUACAAAAAUUGGUAAUUUAUAGGAAGCCCUCAAAUUUGCAAGGCGAAAUCACAAAUCUCAGUAUCAUCCUUGCAUAGGGUGUUCAUCCAGAUUUAAAGAAGGUAUUGGAGUUAAAGUUAGGGCUCUGUUCUCUGCAAGACUUGCAUACAUUGCUUUUAUAAUUGAAGAUUGUCAAUUCUACAUGUUAGCCUGCUUUAUAGGAAUGGAUAUGUUCCACAAUACUGCUAGCAGACAGCUAUCACAAAUGUUUUUAGCAAUUUUCUUCUUUCACACUUCUGAAUAUUUUCUAGCCAUCACUAUUCAUGGGAAAAGGAACGUGACCCUCAAGUCUCUCUUGAUAAGCAAGCACUACAUACUUGCCAUGCUUUUCUCACUGGUAGAAUAUUUGGUCGAAUAUUCAUUCUUUCCUAGGUUAAAGGAAUUUUGGUGGUUAAGCAACUUGGGUCUUGUGUUGGUUGUGAUUGGUGAAAUCAUACGCAAAAUGGCAAUAUUGACAGCUGGAAGGUCCUUCACACACCUCAUCAAAAUACAGCAUGAAGAGCAUCAUAAACUGAUAACCCAUGGUAUCUAUCGUUUCGUACGCCAUCCUGGUUAUACUGGCUUUCUUAUUUGGUCAGUAGGUACUCAGAUUAUUCUCAUUAACCCCAUAUCAACCAUAGCAUUUGCCUUAGUAGUUUGGCGUUUCUUUGCUGGACGGAUACCAUAUGAAGAGAAUUACUUGAGGCGCUUUUUUGGAAAUGAUUAUGGACAAUAUGCCCAGAGGGUACCUUCAGGCAUACCGUUUGUGAAAUAGUCUAGAGUGGUUGCUGACAUAACAUGCAUUCCCGAGCUGAUGUGCAGCAUGCUGACAUUUGAGCGGCUUGAUAUGCUUCAUAUGCCGGACGGAUACCAUAUGAAGAGAAUUAAGCUUUUGACUUGAUUCAUUUUUCCACCUCCUGUUUGAACUGUUUAAAAGCAUGGUCUUACUACUCAAGCCAAGGGUACAUUCAGAAUGUCACAUAAGAGCAUGCUGUAGAAACUGCUGAAAGUGGCAAUCACGACUGUAGGAUAGAUGGUGUAGUUGCAUUUGUAAUCUGACUGUAGUCAAUAUUUUUACUCUAGCUAUGUUGAUAAAGUACUGUCUUGAAGCUGAAGUUGCAUUUGCUGCUGUAUGAAUCUUCAUAUCCAGCUCUUUGUUAACAAUUAAUACAGUGAGUUAGUGAUAACUGAAGCAGAAAGCAGUCUCUGCA